Molecule: messenger RNA, 2677 nt
Organism: Stomoxys calcitrans (stable fly)
Lineage: Eukaryota; Metazoa; Arthropoda; Insecta; Diptera; Muscidae
Gene: Skp2
Product: S-phase kinase-associated protein 2
Exons: 6
Coding region: 150-2201 (683 amino acids)
Biological process (GO): SCF-dependent proteasomal ubiquitin-dependent protein catabolic process
Cellular component (GO): SCF ubiquitin ligase complex
Molecular function (GO): protein binding
Source: RefSeq, a predicted model, not a curated record
GACAAUCGCGGGAUUAGUUUUGGGGUAUCUUUGUCAGCUUAGCAUAUAACUUGUUGAAUUAAUUACAUUAAUUGUGCAAAUUUGAAUAUAUCAUUGUGUGUACACCAAUAGCAAAUUAAUUGGAAACUAUUUAAAAUUUUAUUUAUAAAAUGAAUAACAAAACCACCAGGGAAAAUAACGAGAAUUUAUGUCCAACAUCAAGAAAACGUUUACCUAGCAAAAGUUUGUCACAAACACCAGCCUGGAAAUUAGCUAAACUUGAAAGCACAUCAUCACCGUCGGCUCUGACUAACGAGUAUCUAGAAGAAAUGGGUAUAGGAAUGCUAGACUCUGAGGAGAGCUCUUCAUCGGCGGCCUCAGCUAUAGCGUUAGCGGUUACCGCAAGUGCAGAUGAAAAUUCGAAUGAAGCCACACCAAAUUUGGAUGCACCCAAGUUUUGCCAUCAGCAAAGACAAAUUUAUCGAAGCAUGGACACAUCGUUGCUUGAUGCAACGACAGACAAUGCCAGUAAUCAUAGUUUUGUGGAUCCCAAUGACACUGCGCCGCCAGCCGGAGGAGGGACAGCGGCAACCAUCCACUCAAGUGCUAAAUCCAAUAAUAAUGGACAACAACAACAACAUCACCAUAAAUUAAAUAUAACCAACAACAAUUCAAAUUCUUCAUCCUCAUUUGAGAUUUAUACGGACACGGAACAGGUACAGCAGCAACAGCAGACCAUACUUAAGCUCAAGACAAAUGAAAAAUUUCAUCUGCCACAGAAUGCAGUAAGUCAACAAAAGAGAAUUGCCAUAUUGGGAAUUGGGGCGGCAACAGCUGGGCCAGCAACAAAUGUACAUAGUCAUUCGCCGUCGUCAACAGGAAAAAAUGCCAGAAGUCCCUUGGCUACAGUGGCUUGUAAUAGUUUUUUAAGGAAUGCUCAAUUACAGCAGCAACUUUUAUUACAACAACAGCAACAGCAGCAGCAGCAACAAUUGCAGCAAAACACAUUUAAUAAUUCAUUGCCUCAAAGAUCGCAAUCGCCAUCCCUAAUGCCCUCCACCAGUCAACAGGCAGCGAUUCUAAAACAACAACAGCAACUACAGUUACAGAAGCAAUACCUUCAACAGCAACAGCAGCUAGAACUUUUGCAACAUCAGCAUCCUCCCCGUUUUGUUUCCAAUGAAAAUUUCUUUUUGUUUCGCAGUCAAUCUAUGCGCGAGCGCAAUCCUGAUGGCAAGGACCACUUCAAUACUCUGUCGGAUGAAAUUAUUUUGCAGAUUUUCAAAUGGCUGCCGAAAAAGACAUUAUUGCGUUGCGGCUAUGUUAGCCGCCGUUUCAAUAGAUGUGCCAGUGAUGAGUCCCUUUGGACGCGCCUUGAUCUGGGUGGCCGUUCCAUCAAGGCAGGAGCAAUGGAAAAUAUUCUCAAAAGAGGUGUUGUCAUUCUAAGAUUAGCGCAAGCAGAGCUUCACCAUCCUGUCUUUGAACCACAUUUCCUUGAGACUGAACCAAGUUUUGAGACCAAAUUGCAGUAUCUAGACUUGAGUAUGAUAACGAUAACAAAACCUUCCCUAAAAAUGCUGUUGUCACGUUGUCGCCAAUUGAAAAAACUAAGUCUGGAACAUGUUGCCCUCAAUGAUGACAUAUGCAAUGACAUUGCAAAAAACACUGGCUUAGAGGCAUUAAAUUUAGCCAUGUGCUCCGGUUUGGAAGCAUGGAGUGUUAGAAAAAUGAUGGAGUCACUAAAGCAGCUAAACAGUUUAAAUAUAUCAUGGACAAAUUUAUCAGUGGAUGCGGUUACAUCGCUGGUAACCAAUGUGACACCAAAUUUAAUGCGUCUAAAUGUGGCGGGAUGUCGCAAAACAAUGUUUGACUCACAUUUGGCCAGUUUAGCAAAACGCUGUACGCAGUUGCUGGAGUUGGAUUUGUCGGAUUGCACUGGGUUAACGGGCAAUGCUAUAAGUAUUAUUUGCAAAUUCAAAAUGCUCGAAUAUCUAUCGUUAUCCAGAUGUUAUUUGAUACCAGCUACAGCGUAUAUUGAAUUGCGCAACAUGUCCACACUUACAUAUUUGGAUAUUUUCGGUAUGCUUACCGAUUCUGCCUUGGAAAUGCUAGAGCACACAUUUUCAAAAAUCGGCAUUAACAAAUUCAUUCAUAGUUCGGUUGCACGUCCAACAGUUGGUACGAGGCGCACCUCAAUUUGGGGACUACGUACACGAGAUUAGUUUUAUAAUCUCAUAUAUCAUUGAACAACACCUCCUGUUACGUUGUUUAUAAAUUUUUGUGUUUCAUAUAGGUAGAGUAUAUUAUCAUAUAUUACUUAAAUGUUGAAAUAUGUAUUCUAACUUCUACUCCCUAAACCUCGUUCCUAAGAUUUUUUAUUGUAGUUUUUAUUUUGAAGAUUUGUUUUAAUUUCUUCCUCCCAUCACACAACUCAUUCUGAUAAGCAAUUGGCUUUUGGAUCAUAUUAAAUAUCUUUUGAUUGCUUUUUGGAGAAUUUACAAAACACAAAAACUUUUCGUAUGCAGCGAAAUGUUUUUAUUUUAUUUUAUACGAUUACAAAUUAGUAUAUGCAUCAGAAGAUACCACAUAAUGCGGCUUAGCUCUAAAACAAAUAUAAUUCAAAUUUUGUGAAUGAAAUCAAAUUUAAGUUUAUUAAGUAUUGUGUAAAUAAACAAGGCAAAUAAUUUAACAAAUUUCA